AAGCGGCAUUUUCGUUAUGCUCACCUACCAACCCUUUUAUCUCCUGCUUCGAUCCUUAAAAGAAGGGAAUAAAGGGCAGCUUAAAAUUCACAGGCGUAGAAAAAUCACACACGCAUAAACAAGAGAGAGUGAGGGAGAGCUGAAAGCUCAAAACUUCUCUAAUGGAGUCUGCAGCUCUGUCAAGCCCUCUCUUCACCAUUUCCAAAACUCUAAACCGAUCUCCAAAUAUUCUCCAUCGAAAUCUCUCCAAAACCCCUCUCUCUCAGACCCUCCGCUCCCGAAUCUCUUCUCCAAACCCUAGAAUCCGAUGUAUCUCCCAUGGUGGCUUCCAAAAAUCCAAGGAAUGGCUCUCAAUCUCUUUCGCUGGAUUCUUACUCCAAAACUUGCCGCCGGAGCCGCCGAUCUCUCGCCGGUUAGCGUGCAUUUCGAGCUCCGCUAGAGCGUUUAGCUCUGGCGGAGGUGGAGAUGGGAUCGGCGGUGGGAAUGGAGGUGGUUCCGGUGGCGGCGGAUCGAAUGGUGGAGAAGCAGAGGCGAAAACUCUUGUGGUAGAGUCUGAUGACGUCUCUGCUUUGUCUCCUGACGUAAUAAUCCUGGACGUCACUGGAAUGACUUGUGGAGGAUGUGCAGCCAGUGUGAAGCGCAUACUCGAAAGUCUACCUCAAGUAUCCUCUGCUAGUGUCAACCUUGCGACGGAGACAGCAGUUGUAUGGGCCAUACCGGAAGUCAAGGCCACACAGAACUGGCAACAGCAGUUGGGGGAGAAACUUGCAAAGCACUUGACAAGUUGUGGAUUUAAGUCCAACCUUCGAGAUUCUGGAGAACAGAACUUGUUCAGGGUUUUUGAAAAGAAGAUGGAUGAAAAGCUUACUCGGUUGAAAGAAAGUGGUCGGGAGCUUGCCGUCUCCUGGGCAUUGUGUGCUGUAUGCCUUGUUGGGCAUGCCUCUCAUUUCUUCGGAGCUAGUGGGUCAUGGAUUCAUGCAUUUCAUUCCACAACAUUUCAUCUGUCACUGUCUCUAUUUACGUUGCUUGGUCCUGGUCGCCGACUAAUUGUUGACGGACUGAAAAGCCUUUUGAGGGGUGCUCCAAACAUGAACACUUUAGUUGGUCUUGGAGCUUUAUCAUCUUUUGCAGUCAGUUCCGUUGCCACCAUAAUACCAAAACUGGGCUGGAAGGCAUUCUUUGAGGAACCAAUAAUGUUAAUAGCAUUUGUCUUGUUGGGAAGGAAUCUUGAACAGAGAGCAAAACUGAAAGCUACUAGUGAUAUGACAGGACUUAUGGGUAUUCUUCCAACAAAAGCUCGUCUUAUGAUUGACAAAAAUGCAGAAGAGAUGCCCGUGAUUGUUGAAGUUCCAUGUAACAGCCUCUCUAUUGGAGAUUAUAUUGUUGUGCUACCAGGAGACCGUGUUCCAGCGGAUGGAGUUGUCAGAGCUGGUAGAAGCACUGUCGAUGAAUCAAGUUUCACUGGGGAACCUCUGCCUGUAACCAAACUAGCUGGGUCUGAUGUGACAGCUGGAAGCAUAAACUUAAAUGGAAAACUGACUGUUGAAGUAAGAAGACCAGGUGGUGAGACUAUGAUGGGUGACAUUAUUCGUUUAGUUGAAGAAGCACAGAGUAGGGAAGCUCCUGUACAACGUUUGGCUGACAAGGUUGCUGGGCACUUUACGUAUGGAGUCAUGGCACUCUCUGCAGUUACUUUUUUGUUUUGGAGUGCUUUUGGUUCGAAACUUCUACCAGCUGCCUUUCAACAAGGAAGCACAAUUUCCUUAGCGCUGCAGCUGUCCUGCAGUGUUCUGGUUGUUGCUUGUCCAUGUGCACUUGGCUUGGCUACACCUACUGCUGUUUUGGUUGGGACCUCGUUAGGGGCAACGAGAGGACUGCUUUUACGUGGUGGGGAUAUCUUAGAGAAGUUUGCUUCAGCUGACACAAUUGUGUUUGAUAAAACAGGGACUUUGACAAUAGGAAAACCUGUGGUGACGAAAGUAGUAACUUUUGGAUGUGAAGAAGACCAGAAUUUGAGACAAAAUUCAAACUAUAAGUGGUCAGAAGUUGAGGUUCUGAGAUUAGCUGCUGGAGUUGAGUCAAAUACAAUUCAUCCAGUCGGAAAAGCUAUUGUGGAAGCUGCUCGAGCUGCUGGUUGCCAGAAUGCAAAGGCAACAGAUGGAACAUUCUGGGAGGAACCUGGGUCUGGUGCAAUGGCAAUGGUUGAUCAGAAGGUGGUCUCUGUUGGGAGUUUAGGUUGGCUUCAAAGGCAUGGAGUUAAUGAGAAUCCCCUUUUAGAUGUGGAGUUUAGAAAUCACUCUGUUGUCUACGUAGGAGUAGACGGUGUUCUAAAAGGUCUUAUCUAUUUUGAGGACAAGAUCAGAGAAGAUGCUAGCUAUGUGGUUCAAUCCCUAUCUAAACAAGGAAUUGACACAUACAUGCUGUCUGGAGAUAAGAAGCAUACCGCUGAAUAUGUGGCAUCUGUGAUUGGUAUUCCAAAAGAAAAGGUGCUUUCUGGAGUUAAGCCAGAUGAGAAGAAGAAAUUUGUUUCUGAACUUCAGAAAGAUAAAAAAGUUGUAGCCAUGGUUGGCGAUGGAAUUAACGAUGCUGCUGCAUUGGCUUCAUCAGACAUUGGAAUUGCCAUGGGGGAGGGUGUUGGUGCAGCCAGUGAGGUAUCCUCCAUUGUGCUUAUGGGCAACAGACUCUCACAGUUGCUUGAUGCCUUGGAACUUAGCAAGUUGACAAUGAAGACUGUCAAGCAAAAUCUUUGGUGGGCAUUUGCAUAUAAUAUAGUUGGGAUCCCAAUUGCUGCAGGACUGUUGCUCCCAGUGACUGGGACUAUGCUGACUCCAUCUAUUGCCGGGGCCCUCAUGGGUUUGAGUUCAGUGGGUGUGAUGACGAAUUCACUGCUUCUGAGGCUCAGGUUCGCCUCAAAACAGAAACUUAAUGGGAAUUUCUCACAGGAUACCAACACCAGCUCCAAUCCCGAUUUGCCCAUGGACAAGAAUAGCAAAUGGGAAACGAAACCUUACCCUGCUAAAUGGAGAAAUGCCUGAUUGGCAGCGCCAUAGAUCUAACUUACUACAUCCUUCUAAAGUAGUAAAAACCACCAUUCAAUAGUUAAAGCAGAUACCCCAUCUGAUAGUAAUGGGUUGGGUUGAAGGUUGACGGAGAACGUCACAUCAAAGAUUGCAGUCUGCUGGUGGAAUGAUGAUACAGUCAAAUGUGCGUUUAAUUAAACUAACAGAGGAAGCCAGCAAUGAAGUAAAACAUUUUCAUGUAAACUCAUUAUUUUGUCAAAAAUAAAUUGUGUUAAAAACAGCUAAAAAGUAUCAUGUUCUGAAGAGCUGAGCCUUGUCUCUUUUCUCAGAUAAAUUUUCCUUCUAAAGGGUGGCUUUCAGAGUAACUUGUACGGAUGUUUGUAUAUGCAGGUUAUGAAUUUUGAAAGUUGAACAACAUCUCCCUCAGACUGUGUCUUCAUUUAUCUGAGAAGCAUAACCAGGAACACCUUUUCCUUUA
Messenger RNA from Magnolia sinica, 3498 nucleotides. RefSeq names its product copper-transporting ATPase PAA1, chloroplastic. Gene Ontology annotation, molecular function: ATP binding; P-type divalent copper transporter activity; copper ion binding. NCBI's taxonomy places the organism in Eukaryota, Viridiplantae, Streptophyta, Magnoliopsida, Magnoliales, Magnoliaceae. Gene Ontology annotation, biological process: monoatomic cation transport; copper ion homeostasis. The record is from RefSeq and is a predicted model, not a curated record. Gene Ontology annotation, cellular component: membrane. The transcript is spliced from 17 exons. The coding region runs from base 162 to 3035 and encodes 957 amino acids.